AUGUCCAGUUCUUCCUUAACAGCUAAAUUUAAAGACCGAUUCCUUGAAGCAUCAGAUAAUGGAUUCACUUACGAUUGUAAAUUCAUUGUUGGUUCUGAAAACAAAGUAAUCGAGGGACACAAGAUGUUCUUCUCGCUGGCCAGUGAAGUGUUCAAAGCAAUGUUCUACGGUGACCUGAAGGAAGACAACGUUGUCAAAAUUGAAGAUUUGGAUGCUGACGGAUUUGAAGCCAUGAAGUAUUUCAUCUACACAGGUGAGGUGAAUUUCUCGUCAACAAUUCAAGCUUUAUUGACCUACAUUGCCGCUCGAAAGUAUCUCAUAUCUCAACUUACCAAGCAAUGCAUUGUGUAUAUUGAGCAAAAUAUUAAGCCGUCUGAGGUAUUGGAAGUCUACGAGUAUUGUGAAACAAACAAUAUACCAGGGUUUGAUGAUCUGUGUUUGAAAAUCAUUGAAGAAGAAACUGAUCAAAUUGUUGAAAGUGGAUAUUUCCCUACAGCCAAAUCUGAAACAAUACAAUUGAUUUUGAAAUCUCGACGUCUGACAUUAGAAUCAGAGAUCCAGGUGUUUAAACUCUUCGAAAAAUGGGCUCUUGCUAAAGCAUCACGUGAAAAUAUUAGCGAUGAAAAGUUGGCAACUAGCUUUGGAAGCUUAAAGAAGUAUAUCAGAUUUCUAACGAUUAGCAAGGAGGAGUUCACGUCACAAGACGUAGAACAUUCACUGCUACUCACACAGAAAGAGAAAGAAGCUAUUCAGAGUAAUCUGUUGCUGGGAUCUGAUUUGAAACCCAUGCCUGAGAGUCUUUCAGUGGUACAGCGGCAACGUUCUGAAAAAGUACCUAAAAGACCUUUCCUAGUUCUCAAGUAA
This is a messenger RNA of Nilaparvata lugens (brown planthopper), 864 nucleotides long. RefSeq names its product BTB/POZ domain-containing protein 3. The transcript is spliced from 2 exons. Lineage: Eukaryota; Metazoa; Arthropoda; Insecta; Hemiptera; Delphacidae. The record is from RefSeq and is a predicted model, not a curated record. Gene Ontology annotation, biological process: neurogenesis. Bases 1 to 864 code for a protein of 287 amino acids. Gene Ontology annotation, cellular component: cytosol. Gene Ontology annotation, molecular function: protein binding.